AUGGCUCCAAGAACUGCUAUCAUCAUCUACUCCAUGUACGGCCACAUCGCCAAGAUGGCCGAAGCCGUCAAGGUCGGCAUUGAAUCCGCCGGUGGUUCUGCCGAGAUCUUCCAGGUCCCAGAAACCCUUUCUCCGGAAAUCUUGAGCAAGAUGCACGCCCCAGCCAAGCCAGACUACCCAGUUGCCUCCACUGAGACCUUGACCUCAUAUGAAACGUUCGUGUUUGGGAUCCCAACCCGUUUCGGUAACUUCCCAGCCCAGUUCAAGACCUUCUGGGAUGCCACCGGUGGUCUCUGGGCCUCUGGUGCCCUCCACGGUAAGGCCGCCGGUGUCUUCACUUCCACCGGUACCCAGGGUGGUGGUCAAGAGACCACUAUCUUGAACUCCUUGUCCGUCUUAGUCCAUCACGGUAUUGUGUUCGUUCCAUUGGGUUACAAGAACACGUUCGGCCAGUUAUCCAACUUGGAAGAGAUCCACGGUGGUUCUCCAUACGGCGCUGGUACCUUUGCCGGUGCUGACGGCUCCAGACAGCCAACCAAGUUAGAGUUGGAAGUGGCCGAGAUCCAGGGUAAGGUGUUUUACGAGACGGUCAAGAAGUUUUAA
Babjeviella inositovora NRRL Y-12698 is the source of this 603-nucleotide messenger RNA. It is a transcript of the gene PST3, whose product is annotated as flavodoxin-like fold family protein. The transcript has a single exon. The record is from RefSeq and is a predicted model, not a curated record. The coding region runs from base 1 to 603 and encodes 200 amino acids. NCBI's taxonomy places the organism in Eukaryota, Fungi, Ascomycota, Pichiomycetes, Serinales. Gene Ontology annotation, molecular function: NAD(P)H dehydrogenase (quinone) activity; FMN binding.